Molecule: messenger RNA, 6550 nt
Organism: Lates calcarifer (barramundi perch)
Lineage: Eukaryota; Metazoa; Chordata; Actinopteri; Centropomidae
Gene: mark4b
Product: MAP/microtubule affinity-regulating kinase 4b
Exons: 18
Coding region: 704-3055 (783 amino acids)
Biological process (GO): microtubule cytoskeleton organization; protein phosphorylation; intracellular signal transduction
Cellular component (GO): cytoplasm
Molecular function (GO): ATP binding; tau-protein kinase activity; protein binding
Source: RefSeq, a predicted model, not a curated record
UGCGUGCGUGCGUGGACACCGACGCAGCAGCCCUGCCUGUCGUUACCAUUGACGUCCCUCUCCUCCCUCUUUUCUCUUGUCACGGUGUUUUUCGGGAGGUGGAGGGGGGAUCCCGUUCUCUCUCGCCUCCUUCACAGAAAACAAAUGCUAUGUUUCCGACACAAGGGAGACAUAUCUUCGUGCUGCGCCGCUGCUCAUCCGACGCCGGCGACUUUUCAUAUACGGCACUUUCAGCCAAACCGAAUGAGAGCAGCUAAGGGCGGACUGGACUGAGAGGGAGAGCCGGAGACUGACUGGGAGGCAGCACAUCCGCCGCUUUCUUUAAUACAACCGCAGUUUGCCAUUGAUUUAUUUCCCAAGGCCCCGGGCAUCUCCCGGCGGCUUAAGAUGUUCUCUCAGACGGUUCCUGGUUCUGUUUACGUGACAGUUUCUUCGUGGGAGCCACCGGUUUAACCCUUGUCACCCAGAAAAAUUAUAUUAGCUAGCUAACAGGAAAACACAAACUCCCCCCUUUUUUCUCAACUCAGCCCGUGGUGGUCGCAGGAACGCAGAGAGCUCGCGGCUGUGUUUCCUCUUAUUAACCCUCAUCAGUUGCCUCAGUGGUUGUGUUUCCUUCCCUUUCUCACCCGAAGACGAUGCAGCUUGAAGUAAACUGGUGACCACCCGGAUUGUUUUGUGAAAGAUCCAGCCAGCGUCCACCGAAAUGUGUGAACACAAACCCACAGCCUACUUUUCUUUUCUCCUGGACGGCGGAGCGAACUCAGGGACGAAAAUGUCUUUACGCACGGCACUGCCUGGGAACGAGCGGAACCCGGACCAUCAUACCUCCCUGUCGGCCAGCCGCUCAGAGAAGGGUACCGGCUGGUCAAGCCGCUCGCUUGGUGCCCGAUGUCGUAACUCCAUCGCCUUGUGUUCAGACGAGCAGCCACACAUCGGAAACUACCGACUGCUCAAAACCAUUGGGAAGGGCAACUUUGCCAAGGUCAAACUGGCACGGCACAUAUUGACUGGCAGAGAGGUUGCAAUAAAGAUCAUCGAUAAAACACAACUCAACCCAACCAGCCUACAGAAGCUGUUUCGAGAGGUACGCAUCAUGAAAACUCUCAACCAUCCCAACAUAGUGCAGUUGUUUGAGGUGAUUGAGACAGAAAAGACUCUUUACCUGAUUAUGGAGUACGCCAGUGGAGGCGAAGUGUUCGACUACCUCGUGGCUCACGGCAGAAUGAAGGAGAAAGAGGCCAGAGCCAAGUUCAGACAGAUUGUGUCAGCAGUGCACUACUGUCAUCAGAAGAACAUUGUUCACAGAGACUUGAAGGCGGAGAACUUGCUACUAGACGCAGACUCCAACAUCAAAAUAGCCGACUUUGGCUUCAGCAACGAGUUCACUGCGGGCAGUAAACUGGACACGUUCUGCGGUUCCCCGCCCUAUGCAGCCCCGGAGCUCUUCCAAGGGAAGAAGUACGAUGGACCAGAGGUGGACAUCUGGAGCCUGGGUGUCAUCUUGUACACACUGGUCAGUGGGUCGUUGCCCUUUGAUGGACAGAACCUAAAGGAGCUGCGGGAGCGUGUUUUGAGGGGGAAAUAUCGCGUGCCCUUCUACAUGUCUACAGACUGCGAGGGAAUCCUGCGCCGCUUCCUGGUCCUCAACCCUGCCAAGCGCUGCUCGCUGGAGCAAAUAAUGAAAGACAAGUGGAUCAAUGUUGGCUAUGAGGGCGAGGAGCUUAAGCCCCACACAGAGCCUGUGGAGGAUUUCAACGAUACUAGUCGCAUUGAUAUUAUGGUUGGGAUGGGCUUCAGCAGGGAAGAGGUCAGAGAUUCUCUGGUCAGUCAAAAAUACAACGAGGUCACUGCCACAUACCUGCUGCUAGCACGCAAGAAUGAGAUUGACGGCAACGAGUCUCGGUCAGGCAGCACUCUGAGUCUAGCUCGAGUCCGGCCCGGCACCAUGUCCAACGGAACCAGCAAACACUCCACUUCCUCCUCCUCCUCCGGUGCACCCCCUUCUUCCUCUGGCCACAAGGCACAGCGCAGCGCCUCGACAUACCACCGCCAGAGACGUCAUUCAGACUUCUGUGGUCCAGCGGUUCCAGGUUCGACGCAUCCCAAACGGAGUCCCAGUGGUGUAGGUGAAGGGGCGGGGCUUAAAGAGGAGAGGUUGUCAAUCCGCAAGCCGAGCACCAAUACCGUUGGCUCCCGUAGCAUCCCAACCCCCUCUAGUCCCAUGGUUAGCUCUGCUCACAACCCAAAUAAAGCCGAGAUACCUGACCGACGCAAGGAAGUGAACUCAACUACAAAUAACAUCCCUGCCAGCGCCAUGACUCGAAGGAACACGUAUGUGUGCACAGACCGAUCCAGCACUGACAGACACUCACUGCUGCAAAAUGGCAAGGAAAACAGUACCUUAUCCCACCGCCUUCCCCCUGCCUCCCCCUCCACCCACAGCAUCGCUGGCGCCUCUGGGGCCUCCUCUUCAACCUCCACACCCUCCUCCCGCCUCUCUAGAGGAUCCACGGUGAGGAGCACUUUCCACGGAGGGCAGAUUAGAGACCGUCGGCCUCCCUCCCAUGCUCCCCCGGCUUCCCCCACACCGUCCCAUGAUGCCAGCCCGCUGCCCCAUGCCAGGACCCGGGCCACAACCAACCUUCUGAGCAAAAUCACCUCCAAGUUGACCCGCAGGGUCACAGACGAACCUGAGAGAAUCAGCAGAUCUCCGGUCACAAGUCGCCAUCUAUCUGGGCAUCAGAAAGCGGCCGAGCCCCGGACCCCCCGAUGCGGCUGGGAUGUGAGGGUGCGGAGCCCUCGCGACCCGGCCGAGGUGGUGCUAGCGCUGCGUGAGGCAGCGCAGGGCUGCGGCUGCCAGGUCCACCUGGCCGGGCCUUUCCUCCUGUCCUGCACCCACGGAGCAGCCGGCGCCCGGGUGGCCUUCGAGGCCGAGGUCUGCCAGCUGCCCAGCGGGCUGGGCCAGAGCAGCGGUGUGAGGUUCAAGCGCCUGUGGGGGGCACCGUUAGCCUUUAGAGACAUCGCCACCAAAGUGUCCAAGGAGCUGGAGCUCUGAGGGCAACAGGAGGCGGGGCAGAUUGAUGACGGACAGGACAGAUUGAUGAUGAAUGAGGAGGGAUGAGGAGGGGGAGGAACAAAGAGGCAGACACCGUCACCUUCUCCUCCUCCACCCUGGGCUCCACCUCAUCUGAUGUGGCUAGCGAUGCCUCGCCUCCGCCAAAGACCCUCUUCCUCUGAUGCCACCAAUCACAGCCAGACAAACGGAUGCACAGACACGGAUAGACCGCCAUCGGCAGACUUAUGAUGACCCUUGACCUUGGAGCUGUCAGUGACCUACAACCCCUGCUUAAAACACACCACCACCUCCAUAUUACGCGAGCCCAUGGAGUCAAACUGUUUUGUUUUUUUUUCAUGAUUUCAUAUUUGAUGAUGAUGGAGGAUGACGUUGCUGAGAAUGAUGGAGACUGAUAAUUUGUUGUUGUUGACAUUGUUAUUCCUCUUGUACCAUAUUUGUCAUCAUUCCUUUUUAAAGAGCUGCUAUUUAAAGAAAUGUUUUAAUUUUUGUGUAUUAAGUUUAUUUUCUUUCUUUAAUGCUUUUAAAAUGGGCAGAAGUUUGACAUCUGUUGUCAUCCUUGGAAGCAGACGUCACAUAUUUUAGGAGUAAGGGCACAGUCUGACCUCCGGCCUCUAGAGGGAGACAUGCAGAAAUGCAGAAACUUGUGACAGACUGAAUGACGCACCAUGCCCUCUCUGCCCAUCCGUUGACCAAACCCAUUUUACUGCUCAGUCGUUUGCACCAUUUCUGGCAAAAUGUCUUUUCUGCCAGUUAUCCAAAUUGUGUUGAUAGCUGGCAGGUUAGUUGCUCACAGAUGAGCAAAGCUGCCUGAUAAUACAGGACCCAAAAUGAAAUGUUGAAAUGAAAUGUACUUGAUAACCUGACCAUUUGAGCUCAGGCUCUGCUCCUCACAAAUACUUAUCUUUGCCUGAUGUUGUGUUCUUCGCCACAUUUCUCAACAAGUAAAAUUUCUGAAAAUGUUUUGAAAAUUCUACCAACUGAAAAAACUGGACCUCCAUCUGAAAUCACGAUUUGAUCGGGUUGUUAUUUUUAUUUCACAACAGGAUAUCUGAGCUGGCUCUGUAUUUAUUUUACAAUAGUUGCUAAUCUGGAGUGGGAUGUACGCAAAGGAAAAGAGCCACUUUAUAGUAAUUUACCCAAAAACUCCCUAGUCAGCAGGUUUAGUUACUUAACAUUCAAAAAGCAGGUUUUGUCAGACAAUCUGAAUUUAUUGUUCUGAGACAAUAUUCUCUCUCCAGUUUCACUAAACUACAUUUUUUAUUGGUAAGAAAAUGAAAAUUGAUUAUUUUUCAGCACAUGUCGAAUGUUUUCACUUCAUUUAUUCAUCUGUGCCACAAAUGCUUAAAAAUCGUAUUUUCUCAGCAAAUAUAACUGGUCAAAUGGCAUAGCUUUUAUUUUUGACUGAUCCUAGUUUUUAUCUGGAUUGAUGAUAAUUUAGAAGAAAAAACAAGAAAAGCUCAUUUUCACUCCUGUUCCUGCGAGGCCAGUGCAAAUAUAUUUUGGUCCAUUGUCAAACAGUAAAAGGUGAAGGAGCCACAGACUUCUCCUCUCUGCUCUUUUUUUUUUUUUUACAGAUCACCUCCAAGUUUGUUCAUUAUAAUUUUUUCUCUUCUUCCAAAAACAUUUUCCCCACACACGAUUACUGUAGCACUAAUACAGUAAUUACUGUAUACAUUGCUCGAUCUGGUAGCACUUUGACAUAACCACACUGUAUCACCUGUCAGGAUGCCAUCGCUGUCGCAUUCCUCAAGUGUAGUGCAAUACAACCACAAAGCCAAGAGUUAACACUUGAAAAAGCAUUGAUUAAGACUUAAUAGGGCUCCUUGUUUGAUUCAUUUUUUUCAUUUUUUUUAUAUUACUGAUAUGUUGUUAAAAUUCAUGAUGCACUUUUUUGCUUUUUAGCCGGGUUCUCGUUGUACUGUUCUGGCAGAGUUUUUAGUUGAUCUGCAUUUUUCUUUUAUUAAGUUGUUAAAAAUCAUAUUGUUUCACACAUUUAAAGCCCACUGAAGUGAAUAAUUGACAGUCUGAAAGCCUUUCUUUUCUUUACUUACAUGUACCAACCUACAAUGGCGUCUUGGCAUCAUUCACUUUCCACAGUAAAGCUGGAGUGAUGACUUUAAGGUUUCCAGGUAGAGGUGCCAUUUGAAUCCAUUGAUGCCACAAAGUCAUAUCAAUGAAACUGUUAGAAAGUACCAAAUUUCUGAAAAAUUCAAAACAGUGAUCUGUCUCUGCAAACUUUUGUCAGAUUUAACAGUCUUCUUUCAUCCAGUGUCACAUUUGUUUUGUGUUUUUUAACUCAGCGACACUUUUGAUAUAGAAACUGUGGAUUUUUCCCUCUUGACCAAUCAGGCUGCAGCACUGAUGAGCGGUGUAUGACUGUUGAACCCAGUAUUGCUGUAAGAGGUGUAUGACUGUUAACUAAUCAGACCCCUGCCUCAUCAAGCCAAUGUAUAAUUUAAAAGCAUGCAACGUGUGCAGUGAUGAGGCAGUGGUUUAAGACGAGAAUGUGACCUUGAAUGACCCUUUGAGAAAUUUGAUUCUUAGAUUUUUUUUAAUAAAAACUAUGUGCUUCUCAUCACAGAACAAAUCAACCAGGAUUCAACGAAAACACCAAGUGUUAUAGUCAUUAUGUGUUUCUGCAUUGACGCUGACAACUCCAAAAUCAAAAGGUUGUUGUAUUUACAUUGUAACUCUUUAAAGCCAAGCAAUUAUAACUUGUACUUUCGAAGUAUACAGCAUCUAACAAAACACUGAUAUGGAAAUGGAAAAGUUAGAUGUUACAACAGAUUUGUGAUCUUUACGGCUGUAAGGUCUACAUGUUUAUCUGUUUCAUGGGAGAUUUCAGCCGCAGCACGUGUCCACCACUGUCUGAAAAUGUGAAGCUGUGAUUUAGGGCUAGUUUUUGCAGUUUUCCUUUUUUUUUUGUGUACAACUGGGCCACACUCUCUGAACCUGUUCUCUAGAUACAGUUAGGGCCAUGCUUUAAGGCUACAGUUCUGUUGUAUAGUGUGUUUGAAGCUGUCGCUGUUAUCAACAAAACUUAACUUAUGGGCUGAAAUUAAAGAAAUGAUCGACCUGCAAUCCUGCAUGUCUCCUAGGAAAUAAUGUGUGACACAAAAAUAAAGACUUUCAACCUCUUUCAUAUUUUAUGUCGUUUUUUUUUUUUUUUUCAGAUAUGGAUUUGAUGUUUUUGAUGAGACAUUGCACCAGUUUCUUUGUGUUAUUGUUAAGCUGUUGUGUAUGUGUGUGUGUGUGUGUGUGUGUGCAAAGCUGCACAUAUCAGUGUCAGUGUGUUAUGAGAAAUGGCAAAAUAUCCAUGUAUGUGUUUCCCAUAAAGAAAACAUGAAGUAGAGGGUUUGAUUGUUCCAGGGGGCACAGUUUAAUUGUCCAGUUAUAUUUUACAACCAAAAAAAUGUUUUAGUUUUUUGGGGGGUGAAUAUACAUAGCCAUGACCAGACUAUGCAUGGAUUGAUC